AUGCAAUCUAUUAGUUCAGAUAAAGAAGAUAUGGAAGAAGUUGAAAUGGAUCUUCCAGUGUCGUGUAGUUUUACUGAUCAAGCUAAGCAACGUGAAAUCCACCAGAGAAAAAUUAAUAAGACUAUUAUUGAAAAUCGCAUAAAAACCAAAGCACUCCGCAAAGCUAAGCGUAAUGUACGCAAACAAACAGACGGCUGCCAGUCUAGUGAAAUAGCUUGCCAAGAAAUCCAAUAUAUACCGCUGAAGGAUAAGGAAAAGUCAAAUGAAAAGGACUGUCUAGAAGAAGAAUUUAACUGUCCGGGAUAUUUUAACACAUCAGAUCAUCUUCAAUUUGGUGAAGACGAUGGUGAUCAACCUCCCAUACAAAAUAAAUCUCAAUCCUUGGACAUAUCAGCCAGCUCUUCACCGAACGAGAAUGAACUACUAUACGGCAACGAGUCCGAUGAAGGGUAUGAUGGCAGUGAAGAGCACGAUAAGAAUAAAUCAAAGACAAUACUUUUUGACAAUAUUGAUUCUUUUACAAUUAACACCUUGAAAUCCAAGGGAUCUGAUUUUGAAACACGAAAUCACAAGUCAUGGAAAAAAAUAAACAGGUUGAAUGGGAUUCAUGUUCGAAUACUGGAUAGCGCAAAUAUUGAAAACACGGCUCGUCAAAGAUGUGACAGUUUUCGAAAAAACCAAUUGUAUUCCUCUUCGUAUUCCGGGAGGUAUGGAGAUGUUAAACGAGUCACACCAAGCUUACUGAGAAACUUAUCAAGAAAGAAGAAAGCUAGAGCUGGAAUGCGUUAA
This is a messenger RNA of Schistosoma guineensis, 789 nucleotides long. NCBI's taxonomy places the organism in Eukaryota, Metazoa, Platyhelminthes, Trematoda, Strigeidida, Schistosomatidae. The record is from the annotation of a GenBank genome assembly.